Molecule: messenger RNA, 1650 nt
Organism: Raphanus sativus (radish)
Lineage: Eukaryota; Viridiplantae; Streptophyta; Magnoliopsida; Brassicales; Brassicaceae
Exons: 7
Coding region: 1-1650 (549 amino acids)
Molecular function (GO): nucleic acid binding; zinc ion binding
Source: RefSeq, a predicted model, not a curated record
AUGGAUUGGGAGAAGCGCUUAGAGUAUAUCUUUGAGUGUUAUGGCUAUGGAGAACACAAGAAGGUUGCCCUAGCCGCUGCUCAACUCACCGAGAAUGCAAUUGCUUGGUGGGACAGGAAUGUAGCUGAGAGGAGAAGAAACCGCUUUGGAGCAGUCACAACUUGGGCUGACAUGAAAUAUCUUCUAAGGUCAGUAGAAGAAUACUUUGAAGAGUUUGAGAAGUUGAUGAACUCACUGGAAUUAGAAGAAUCUGAGGAAGCAUUGAUGGCUCAAUUCAUUGAUGGACUUCAAGAGCGUAUCUCCAGGAAGGUUGAGAAACAAAUCAAGCGUAAGACCACCACUAGUAGGUCUAGAAACCCACAACCUUGGACUUCUAAUGUCAAUAAACCAAGUGACAAAGGUAAAGCUGUAGAGAUUGAUUCUCGGUUCAAGAGUAAGAAUGAUGAUUCAAACAAAGGUCCUAGACAAGAUCAAAACAAAGGUACUAACAAUCAACGAGCUAGAGAUGUUACUUGUUUUAGAUGUCAGGGGCGAGGUCAUAUGGCUAGGGAAUGUCCAAACCAGCGAGUCAUGACUAUCACCACCAAUGGAGACUAUGAGUCUCAAGAUGAAGCCGAGAUGGAAGCAAUGGACUCUGGAGAAGAGGUAGAGUAUCCGGAUACUGGAGAGUUGUUGGUCACUCGGAGAGUCACUGAGCAAGCAAAGAUAUCUUUUAGUAUUGGUAAGUACCAAGAUGAAGUAGUGUGUGAUGUGGUACCAAUGCAAGCCGGACACAUCUUGUUGGGAAGGCCUUGGCAAUUUGAUCGAGCCACAUUCCACAAUGGACGCACCAACUACUAUUCUUUCAAGUUCAAAGACCGCAAGUACAACCUAGCACCACUCAACCCAUCUGAGGUACACGAGCUACAAGCUAAGAUGAACAAGGAAGAUCAGACCUUGAGUGCUCAAGGCACUGUACUACUAAUGGUUUUAAAAGAGUGUUUAAGUAUAGGAAGCUCAAAUACACAACUUCCUAAACAAGCUCACGCCGUGCUAGACAAGUUUCAAGACUUGUUCCCUGAAGAGAUACCAGCUGGACUGCCUCCAAUAAGAGGGAUUGAGCACCAAAUUGAUCUCGUUCCAGGUUCUGCUUUGCCAAACAAACCAGCCUAUAGGAUGAAUCCGGAGGAGACCAAAGAGUUAGAGAAGCAAGUUCAAGACCUGAUGGAUAAAGGAUACAUCCGAGAGAGUCUAAGUCCUUGUGCUGUGCCGGUUCUCUUAGUUCCCAAGAAGGAUGGAUCAUGGAGGAUUAAGAGCUUAGAUGAACAUCUUAAUCAUCUAGAACUUGUUUUGCUUACACUUCGGAAGGAAGGUUUAUAUGCCAACCUAAAGAAGUGCACAUUUUGUACUGACCAGCUUGUUUUCUUAGGCUUUGUAGUGAGUAAACAGGGUCUACAAGUGGAUGAAGAGAAGAUCAAAGCCAUACAAGAGUGGCCUCUUCCAACGUCUAUUGCACAUGUUAGGAGCUUCCAUGGUUUGGCUAGUUUCUACAGGCGCUUUUACAAGAAGGGUAAAGAAAAUGUGGUAGCCGAUGCUUUGUCAAGGAGGCACGCUUUGAUCACUACCAUGGAUGCUAAAGUGCUAGGAUUUGAGCACAUCAAGGAGCUGUAA